AUGGGUUUUACAAAAUUAUUGUCGAGUGUAAAUCUGGGGAGGGUGAAUCCUGGUAGAAUUUUAGGGUAUUAUAGCAGAGCUGCCAGCACUGAGUGUGGAGCUGUAUCUGGUAAAGAUGUUACAAAAGAAAUACAAGACUCCAGUAGUCAUGGGAACAAGAGUGGCCUUGUUUUGGGUGUCUAUGAAGAAAAAGAUAAAUUCGAGCUGACACCCGCCGCUGAAGAAAUCAACCAGAAAAGUGGUGGAAAAAUCUGCAGAUAUUUAAAUGAAUUGUCGAGUGAACUAAGGCUGGGCAAGGCAUUCGUCGUAACAGACGUUGUCCCCGAGUUCGGUCCAGUGGCCAUCUCGUGUCUUGGAAAGAAAGAUCCAGGGUAUAAUAAACUAGAGGAAUUGGAUGAGACAAAGGAGAACGUGCGAGUGAUGGUCGGCGCGGGAGUGUGCGCGCUGAGCGAGCGCGGGGUGGCGCGCGUGGCCGUGGACGCGGCGCGGGAGCCGCACGCCGCGUCGGAGGCCGCGGCGCUGGCCGCCUGGAGAUUUGAAGAGUUCAAAUCUUCCGGUGACAAACACGAAGAGAUCCAAUUGUCCCUGUACGGUUCAGAGGGUAAAGAGGAGUGGGACAAGGGUUCGGUGUACGGGCAAGCCCAGAACUGGGCGCGCUACUUGUCCGACAUGCCCGCUAACAAAAUGACACCAGUGGACUUUGCCCAGGCCGCACUGGACACGCUGUGCCCUCUGGGGGUGACGGUGACAGUGCACGAGCGCGAGUGGCUGGAGGCGCAGCGCAUGCGCGGUGUGCUGGGCGUGGCCGCCGCGUCCUGCGAGGAGCCGCUGUUGCUGGAGUGCGCGUGGCGCGGCGCCAGCCACUCGCCCGUCCUACUCGCCGCUGACGGGAUCACGUACGACAGUGGCGGGCUAUGUCUACGAUCCGCACACAAGCUGCGCGGAUCGCGCGGCGCGGCGGGCGCGGCCGUCGUGCUCGCCGCCAUCAGGGCACUCGCACAAUUGAAGGUUCCGCUACACGUGCGAGCAGUGAUCCCGCUGUGCGAGCAGCUCGUGAGCGGGCGCUGUCUCAAGCCGGGCGACGUGCUGCCUGCGCUCAACGGGCUGCACGUGCAGGUGGAAGACACUGACCUGGAGAGUCAGCUUUUAUUGGCCGACGCGCUAGUGUACGGGCAGACCGUGUACAAGCCGUCCUUGGUCGUCGACGUCGCUUGUCUCACGCAGGGCGUGCCGGCAGCGACGGGCGGCGGCGCGGCGGCGGUCGUCGGGAACAGCGCGCGGGCCUGGGGCGCGCUGGCGGCGGCGGGCGCGCGGGAGGGCGACCGGCCCUGGCGCCUGCCGCUGUGGGAGUACUACCGCCGGCAGCUGGUCGAUGACCCAGCCGUGGACUUGAGGAACAAAGGCUCAGGGACUGCUACUAUCUGUAAAGGAGCGGCCUUUCUGAGGCACUUCGUGUGCGGCGACUGGCUGCACAUCGACACGUCGGGCGUGCGGCGCGGUGGGGCCGCCUACCUGCGCGCCGAACGCGCUUCCGGCCGGCCAACGCGCACCCUCGCCGCCUUCCUGGAGGACGCCGCCGCGGCCGCGCCGGGGAGCGGGACGGCACAGCAAUGA
Melitaea cinxia (Glanville fritillary) is the source of this 1614-nucleotide messenger RNA. Its product is annotated as cytosol aminopeptidase-like. NCBI's taxonomy places the organism in Eukaryota, Metazoa, Arthropoda, Insecta, Lepidoptera, Nymphalidae. Bases 1 to 1614 code for a protein of 537 amino acids. The transcript has 12 exons. Gene Ontology annotation, cellular component: cytoplasm. The record is from RefSeq and is a predicted model, not a curated record. Gene Ontology annotation, molecular function: metalloaminopeptidase activity; manganese ion binding. Gene Ontology annotation, biological process: proteolysis.